Pomacea canaliculata is the source of this 675-nucleotide messenger RNA. RefSeq names its product VPS10 domain-containing receptor SorCS3-like. Bases 86 to 667 code for a protein of 193 amino acids. Lineage: Eukaryota; Metazoa; Mollusca; Gastropoda; Architaenioglossa; Ampullariidae. Gene Ontology annotation, biological process: post-Golgi vesicle-mediated transport. The record is from RefSeq and is a predicted model, not a curated record. The transcript has 4 exons. Gene Ontology annotation, cellular component: Golgi apparatus.
UAGUGAAUUAUCGAUUUAGGAGCCAAUGAAAGCUCUUCGGCUAUAAUGAUAUCCGUAUUUUGACACGGGAGACAUUAUCGUGAAAAUGAUUGUAACGAAGUUGGUUAUUUUGUUUUCCUUCGCCAUUUUUGGACAGUGUGCUAUAUAUACGCACAGGAACAAUUAUCUUGAAACCAAGACGCUUCACAGGCUGAAUCUUAACGACCAUCGUGACCAAGUGUACCUCAAUCGUCUCAGAAGAGCCUCGUCACCCACAACAAAUGCCACUGUCGUUUCUGGAAAGAUGCAUUACAACAACUUUGUGUUGAAUGGUACAGAUAAUUGCACACAAGCAUAUGUUCACUGGUCAGGAAAAGGAAAAAGUGAGGGUGUUUUUGUUCUUACACUACAGCUCAACCCCUUCAAUGGAUCUGUGAUGGAAAGUCAGACAUGGAAGUCUGCUGACUAUGGAAAGAGUUUUAAGGAAUAUAACUUUGGCCAGAAUACCAAGGUGUCAUACUUUUAUGUAUCAAAAACUGAUUUUACAAAGAUGCUGUUUGUGGAUAAAGAAAACAAGGUCAUCUACAUUUCAAAAGAUGAACUGAAUCAUCAUGAAACUGCUGCAUUGCCUACUUCCUCAGACCAUAUUGUUAUGCAUCCCAAUAAUUCAGACUGGCUUCUUCUAUGAUUCUAUUG